AGCAGCCAGACUGUCAACAGGUCUCUUUCUGGACCCGCUCGCCCGGUUCUCUGCGGCGGACCCUCGCUGGAAGACCCGCCGCUACCGGGACGGAAACCGCGGGAACCUCCGGAUGACGUCAUCCCGCGGCUGCUGACGCGGCCAGAUCACAGAGUCAAAAGGAGCUGCUCUGUUUGGACCCGAACCUCCCAGAAGUCUUCAGGGUUCCGAGGCGGUCCAGACUGGCGCGUGUGUCCCGCAGCAGAAGACCCCAUCCCCCACCCGCCCCGCCAGGCGGGUCGGUUCUUUGGUUCUGUAUGCACUGAGGCCCGUGUCCCUCCGGGUCGGUCCAGCAUGGCUGCUGCAAACUCCACCAAGGUCUACUGGCGUCUGCAGGAGUUCGAGGCGCACGCCCGGCCCGUGUCCUGCCUGGCUCUGGGGAAGAGCUCCGGCCGCCUGCUGGUCACGGGCGGGGAGGACUGCCGGGUCAACCUGUGGAGCGUCAACAAGGCCAACUGCAUCAUGAGCCUCACGGGUCACAAAACGCCGGUGGAGUGCGUCCAGUUCAACACGUCGGAGGAGCAGGUUGCAGCCGGUUCUCAGUCCGGGUCCAUCCGGGUCUGGGACCUGGAGGCCGCCAAGAUCUUACAGACUCUGAUGGGACACAAAGCCAGCAUCACCAGUCUGGGCUUCCAUCCGUUCGGACAGUUUCUGGCCUCCAGCUCCAUGGACACCAACAUCAAGCUGUGGGACGUCCGGCGGAAAGGUUACGUGUUCCGGUUUAAGGGUCACGCCGAGGCGGUCCGGAGUCUGGCCUUCAGCCCGGACGGGAAGUGGCUGGCUUCGGCGAGCGACGACUGCACCGUGAAGCUGUGGGACCUGUCUCAGGGGAAGGUCAUCACUGAGUUCAGAUCUCACUCUGCCGCCGUCAACGUGGUUCAGUUUCACCCCAACGAGUACCUGCUGGCCUCUGGCAGCUCAGACAGGAGCGUCCGGCUGUGGGACCUGGAGAAGUUCUCCAUGAUCGGCUCGCUGGAAGGAGACACGUCGGCCGUCAGGUGCAUGUGCUUCAGUCCGGACGGCUCCUGCCUCUUCAGCGGCGCCACAGACUCCCUGCGGGUCUUCGGCUGGGAGCCGGACCGCUGCUUCGACGUGGUGCGGGUGUGGUGGGGGAGGGUGUCGGACCUGGCCGUGUGUAACCAGCAGCUGAUCGGCGUGUCUCAUCAGCUGUCCAGCGUCUCCACCUUCGUGGUGGAUCUGAAGCGGGUGAAGAGGAGCGGCGGCUCGGCGCCGCACGGCGUCGCCCCGGACGACCAGCCCGCCCCGGUGAAGAAGGAGCCCGGGGGGGGCGCUCUGCGCCGGAGCUACGAGAGGCCCCCCACCACCUGCGCCGCGCAGAGGGUGAAGCAGGGGGCGGAGUCGGAGAGGCGGAGCCCUGACGGAGAGAGGCAGAGCGCCAGCGAAGACGAGGCGGACGAGAAGCUGUCGUCGGCGGAGAUCCACAACGCCGAGGACUACAAGGAGAUCUUCCAGCCGAAGAACGCCAUCUCUCGGACUCCGCCCAGGAUGGCAGAGCCGUUCCCGGCGCCGCCUGAGGACGACGUCGUGGUGGCGGUCAGCCGACAGCUGAAGGACGUCUCCCCUUUUCCCACCAAGCUGCAGACGCCGGCCUUGGCCUCGUCCACGCCCAUCCAGAGGGUGGAGCCCACCGUCGUCUCUGGCGUGAAGCGUCCCGCCGCCGUCCCGCCCAGCCAGCCCCCCCCUCAGAACCAGGCUGAGUCCAAACCCAGAAUCGUGCUGAGCAGCAGGAACGAGGCCAUCGGGCUGAACGUGGACGACUUCCUGUCCGGCUCCAGCGAUGGCGCCGCCCUGAGCGACGAGGAGGUUCUGGUGCAGAUGAGGAAGGGCCACGACACCAUGAUGCUGAUCCUCAGCAGCCGGCACCGGAACCUGCAGACCGUCCUCGCCGUGUGGGCCCGGGAGGGCUUCAAGGACGCUCUGGAAUCCUCCGUCUCCAUGAACGAUCUCGCCGUCGUGGUCGACAUCCUGAACAAGAUCAACCUGCAGCCGUCUCUCUGGAGUCUGGACGCCUGCACCAUCCUGCUUCCUCAGAUCGACAAGCUGCUGCAGAGCAAAUAUGAGAGCUACAUCCAGACCGGCUCCACGUCUCUGAAGCUCGUCAUGAAACACUUCUGGGGUCUGAUCUCGGAGUCUCUGAAGGCCUUGCCGUCUGUGGGCGUCGACAUCACGCGUGAGGAGCGACACCGGAAGUGCCAGCAGUGCCUCCGACACCUGAAGAGCGUGAGCGAGAUGGUGAGGAGCCGCGCCGCGCAGGUGGGCCGUCUGGGCAGCAGCUUCCUGGAGCUGCAGCUGCUGCUGGCGCCGCUGGACGAGGUUCUGUGACCACGCGGUGCUGCGGACGCUCCACUUCCUGCAGUUUAGAUCCUGAUGCUUUUUUCUAAAAUAAAGUCUUUGAAGAACGUUUGGACCUUUA
Messenger RNA from Oryzias melastigma (Indian medaka), 2473 nucleotides. It is a transcript of the gene katnb1, whose product is annotated as katanin p80 (WD repeat containing) subunit B 1. The transcript has 20 exons. Bases 334 to 2382 code for a protein of 682 amino acids. Gene Ontology annotation, biological process: microtubule depolymerization; microtubule severing. Gene Ontology annotation, molecular function: microtubule binding. The record is from RefSeq and is a predicted model, not a curated record. Gene Ontology annotation, cellular component: katanin complex. Lineage: Eukaryota; Metazoa; Chordata; Actinopteri; Beloniformes; Adrianichthyidae.